Molecule: messenger RNA, 1959 nt
Organism: Alosa sapidissima (American shad)
Lineage: Eukaryota; Metazoa; Chordata; Actinopteri; Clupeiformes; Clupeidae
Product: PI-PLC X domain-containing protein 1-like
Exons: 7
Coding region: 460-1386 (308 amino acids)
Biological process (GO): lipid metabolic process
Molecular function (GO): phosphoric diester hydrolase activity
Source: RefSeq, a predicted model, not a curated record
AUAGUAACUAAAAGGGCAAUAAAAGUGUUUAAAAAGUAAUAAUUAAAAGACAAAAAACAACCGAAUGAUUACUCAGUGAUAGUGAUACUAAACACCCAGUGAACAGUAGGACUCUAUGUGUACUUUGUGAGCAGUUCAACACAUUUGUCAUUUGUCGCCUGUCGGAUAUAAUUUCUUGGGGGGGGGGGGGUACUGCCCACCCCAGCUCCUCCCAUAGACACGCCCCUGAACCAAGCAGGAGUGAGCAGAGUCUCUUCCUUUUGCAUACCUGCACGCAUUUGCAUGUAUGCAUCUAUAACUUUCCUGGAGCCUAUUCCUAGGUUUGGUUUAAAACCGUGGUCAGAUUUCUCACACUGACCUGAAACUGGUUGGACAAGAGCCGUGCAUACAAACAUCGAUUUCACAAAACUAUAUGGUGAUAUCAAACAAACUGCAGUUGUGUGGUUUUGAUGAAUAAAAAUGGAAAAGCUUGAUCUGCCCGACUGGAUGUCCCAGCUGCCUACUGAGCUCCAUUCAGUUCCCCUACGGGACCUCGCCAUACCUGGAAGUCAUCACACCAUGACCUACUGUCUGGAUGGCUCGUCGGAUUUGGAGCCCAAUGCAUCCGAAUUGCUGAAGAUCCUAAAAAAAGUCUUCGGUCAUUUUGUCGAUGACAUUGUCGAGAGAUGGGCCACAACACAGGAACUAAAUAUCAUUCAGCAGCUGGAUGCAGGUGUUCGGUAUUUUGAUUUGAGAAUUGCUUGUAAGCCAAAUGAUGUCACUCACAUCUUGUACUUUGCCCAUGCACUCUACACUACAGUUACUGUGGAGGAAACCUUCAACAAAGUUCAUCAGUGGUUGGCAGGCCACCCAAAGGAGGUUAUCAUUCUCGCCUGCUCAACAUUCGAUGGUGUGGAUGUCAGUGAUCAUCAGAGUUUCAUUGCCCAACUGAUCCAGCUCUUUGGGAAGAAACUCUGCCCUAAAAUGGCGCGCCCCUCUCUUCAGCACUGCUGGGAUCAUGGAUAUCAAGUGAUCCUUUCCUACGCCCAUUCAGCAGCUUCUGGCCACCAGGAGCUGUGGCCAGAGAUUGACUACUGGUGGUCUGACCAAGACAGGACAUCAGCAAGUAAGGUUAUACAAUACUUGGAUGACCGCUUGAAGGGCAAAGGACAAGAUGAUACCUUCUUCAUGUCAGGUCUGAACCUCACUCCAAAUUCAGACUAUGUGGCGGCAAACGUAUUGUCAUCCAUAAAGGAAAUGACUCUUGCUGCUUAUCCAGAGUUACUAGCCUGGGUCAAAAGGCAACACUGUGGUCAAGGCAAAGGAUGCAUCAACAUUAUCGCUGCUGAUUUUGUGGGUGUUAAUCAAUUUGUCCAGCUUGUCAUUGAGAUCAAUCGGAAAAAAUGAUCAAGUCAUUUAAUUCAUUCACUUAAGCAGGAAAGAUAAAAUAAUUUAAAAACCUGAUAAGAGACACUUCUAAAAGGGAAUAGGGGACAGGGAGGGUACUGUUCCGGAGGGUACUGUUCCGUAUACUGGGUCCUGUACCUUUCAUUCCGUAUAUUAAUGACUUGUCAGACAUAUGCCCUGAUGUACAGUUGGUCUCCAGAUGUAUGCUGAUGAUACAGAUGUGCUGUAUGCAUCUGGUAAUAUACCUACAAUUUUGUUGUAGACAAACUAAAUACUAAAAACUAAAAACUAAAAACUACUUGGCUUGAAUCAACACUAAACACCUAGUGUUUAAACACUAAAAAACAAUUAUGUUUUUCCAUUAAUAAAUCAGCUGCAACACAACCCUUGAAUGUAAGUGAGCUCAUCGAAGUGUCAGAGGUAAAGUAUGUAUAAUUCUGGAUAUCACCAAAUCAUGGUAAUUCCGCAACAAUCUUGUACUCAUGCCUAGUCCUCUGUGUUUAACCAUUUGCAUUGCAUCUUUCUUUUCUUUCCUUUGUUCUUUUAUACCUCUUUAAAGUAUACUUUAUUGCU